Dissoconium aciculare CBS 342.82 is the source of this 1458-nucleotide messenger RNA. RefSeq names its product TIM44 subunit of mitochondria import inner membrane translocase. Gene Ontology annotation, cellular component: mitochondrial inner membrane. Gene Ontology annotation, biological process: protein import into mitochondrial matrix. Bases 1 to 1458 code for a protein of 485 amino acids. NCBI's taxonomy places the organism in Eukaryota, Fungi, Ascomycota, Dothideomycetes, Mycosphaerellales, Dissoconiaceae. Gene Ontology annotation, molecular function: protein-folding chaperone binding. The record is from RefSeq and is a predicted model, not a curated record. The transcript has a single exon.
AUGCGAGAAGAGCGUGCACGUCAAAGAGCCGGACAGGCGCAGCCAAAAGAAGAAGCAAAACCUUCCCGCAAAUCUGAACCCGAACCCGAGCCUGUAAAAGCUGCGGCAGAGGAGUCAGUCGAAAGUGAGGCUGACAGAGUUUUUGCGCGCGCCAAAGCUGCACAUGAUGCAGAAUGGGCACGGACUGAGGAGCAGGAGAAGAAGAAAGAAGAAGAAGACGAGGCCGCUGCUGCAGAGGGCGCGGAAGGCAAGCAGGGACAGAAAGAGAAGAAAAAGGAUGCAGAAGCUCCACCGCCACCACACGGCAACAAGACCCCUUGGCAAGUUUUCACGGAGACCUUGUCAACUGAGUUCAAGGCCAGCAAGGAGUGGAACGAGAGCACAAAGGAAUUGAGUGGGAGCAUCCAUGAUUUCACUCAGAACCCGAACGUGCAGAAAGCUCGGAGUGCAUAUACGAAGGCAGCAGAAGCUGCAAGCACAACCACGGGCAAAGUAGUCAUGGGCACGGCCGGCGCCAUCGGUAAAGGUGCUGCUUGGACGUGGGAGACCCCUGUCGUACGUGGCAUCCGUGCAGGAGCAACAGCUGUUGGCUCCGGAGUCGAGAAAGUCACGCGACCAGUUCGCGAAACCGAGGCAUACAAGAACGUGAAGGAGGUUGUCGACGAUGGAUCUUCGCAGCGGUACGGCGGAUGGACGGAGCGCGAGGAAAGAAAACAACGGCGUGCACUGCGCGAUGCCAAGAUGGGGUACAAGCCACAUGAGGUCCAUGACGAAGACCCAAACGCCGGCACGAACGUAACACUUCAUAAAGACAGCGCAUGGAAAGAGUCCUGGAAAAACUUCCGGGAAGAAAGCCCGAUGAUGCAGCGUCUCUUCUCUAUGGGAUCAACAUAUCGCGAGUCAGAAAAUCCAUUCAUCAGCACGGCACGUGGCUUGAGCGAUCGCAUUGCUGGCUUCUUUGCUGAGAACGAGACUGCGAAAGUUAUCAAGAAGUUCCGAGAGAUGGAUCCGUCUUUUAAUAUGGAGCCCUUCUUGCACGAGAUGCGCGAGUACAUCCUCCCAGAAGUCUUGGAAGCCUAUGUCAAGGGCGAUGUUGAGACGUUGAAAUUGUGGCUUAGUGCCGCGCAAUUUCAGGUCUAUCAUGCUCUGAUGCAACAAUACACCACUGCUGGCCUAAAGUCUGACGGGCAGAUCGUCGAUAUCCGCAAUGUGGACGUUCUAAGUGCUAGAAUGCUCGAGCCUGGCGACAUUCCUGUUUUUGUGCUCAUGUGCCGGACACAGGAGAUCCACGUUUACCGCAAUGCCAAAAGCGGUGAACUGGCUGCCGGCAUGGAGGAUAAAGUGCAGCAAGUCACUUACGCGAUCGGAGUGACCCGACUUCCAGAAGAGGUCUCAAAUCCUGAGACCAGAGGCUGGAGGUUGAUUGAGCUCCAAAAAUCUGCGAGAGACUACAUGUGA